UCUACUAAUCGCGGAUUAGCCACAACCGACUGCAGUCCACAGCUCUGGGAGGGAGAGGUAGUCGCUGCCAUUCACUACUCACCCUCUGUUUUAUUAUUAGCUCACUUGGAUUUGGCAGCAGGGCUUUUUUUUCUCUCUCUCUCUCUCUCUCUCUCUCAGCGGCAGUGACUUUUUGCGUUGCGCAACCGAGUAGCCUGCACAUAUUGGGAUCUCAGGUAAAGAAUUUGGGAAUACAGCAGAGGGAAGCGGCCGAUUUGGGGGAGGAGGGGGGGGGUGUCAAUGGAAGCGGCCGCUGCAGGUCAGGUAGGACUCAAAUGAUGGCCCCUUUGACUUGAAUCAGCGGCGACACGCUCCUCCGUUUUCCGCGUCCCCGAUGUUCAAGACGGCCAACUACCCGACGGUGGACCCCGCUCCCACCAUCAUGCACGGCGCUUGGCUUACCACGGGCUGCCGAGAAAACACGCCCGUGGCGGUGGAGAAACCCAAGAAAAAGGCGUUCAGCCUGGUCAAAAUCAUGUCCCUCGGCGGCAAGAAAGGGCACGGCCAGUAUCCGCCGCACCACCACCACCACCACCACCACAACAACAACAACAACCUGCCCUUUACCAUCCACUGUCACAUCGGGAAAGAGAUUAAGCACAUUUGCAGCAACUGCAGCCGCGGGAACGACACGCAGGACGCUGAGGAAGUAGAGAGGCUGGCCGCCAUGCGUUCUGAGUCCUUGGUCUCUGGUACCCACACUCCACCCAUCCGUCGUCGGAGCAAGUUUGCAUCUCUGGGACGUCUUCUGAAGCCGUGGAAAUGGAGGAAGAAGAAGAGCGAGAAGUUCAAGCAGACCUCUGCUGCGUUGGAGAGGAAGAUGUCAGUGCGACAGAGCAGAGAUGAGCUGAUCAAGAGAGGAGUGCUGAAGGAGAUCUUUGAAAAAGCAACCGUUGAAUUCCGAUCCUCGAUGGAUGGUGGAAUCUGCACUCAGGAGCCCUCUGUUAAGUCCUCUAUGGUCCUGCCUACCAAGAAAUCUGUCACCUACCCAGGUGACCUUCAGGACACCCCCGUCAAGCCACCGCUCUACCACAAGCAGCCUCCUGCUCUCCCUCCAAAGCCUUUCUCUAGGAUCCCAAACCAUAGCACAGAUUCUUGCCAGCCAAUGAAGUUGCCCUGUAUGCCUGGAGGAAAGCACUCUCCACCUCUGCCUCCCAAGAAAGUGAUGAUUUGUGUGCCUCCAGGGGGGCUGGACUCCUCCACCUCCCCUUCAACGUCCCCCAACCCUCUCAGCACUCUCCCCCUAAAGCUCGCCCCUCCCCAGGGCAUGCCAUCCCAUCACGGCACCCUACUGCCCUCCCAACUUGCCGGUCUGUCCACUCUUCACCAGAGCCACGGUCAUCCGCUCCAGCUGCAGUACGGCAGCUUGCACGCGCCCAGCCGCAUCAUCGAGGAGCUCAAUAAAACCCUGGCGCUCUCCAUGCAGAGGUUUGAAAGCUCUGCCUUGCAUGGCGGUGGUCAGUGUGUGCCUCUGGACAGAAGAGAAGUGCCAUCUGUGAUUAUCGACUAUGAGGAUGACAAGGAGAACAUGCCCAACGAGUCGGACUAUGAAGAUCUGCCCAGCAUGUACAAGGACGAGGACGACGAUGUGGAUGAUGACGAGGACGACGACGAAGAUGACGACUCCAUAUUUACAAGUACUCUGGCUCAGAAGGUGCUGAGAAAAGACUCUCUGGCCAUCAAGCUGAGUAACCGUCCAUCCAAAAGAGAGCUGGAGGAGAAAAACAUCCUGCCCAUGCAGACCGAUGAGGAGAGACUGGAGUCUAGGCAGCAGAUAGGCACCAAACUCACAAGGCGCUUGAGUCAGAGGCCCACAGCGGAGGAGCUAGAACAGAGGAACAUCCUCAAACCUCGCAAUGAACAAGAGGAAAUAGAGGAGAAGAGAGAGAUAAAACGAAGGCUAACACGAAAGCUGAGCCAGAGGCCCACUGUAGAGGAGCUGAGACAGGCCAAAAUUCUCAUCCGAUUCAGUGACUACGUGGAGGUGUCUGAUGCCCAGGACUACGACAGGCGGGCAGAUAAACCCUGGACCCGGCUCACAGCAGCUGACAAGGCAGCUAUACGAAAGGAACUCAAUGAUUUCAAGAGCAAUGAGAUGGAAGUGCAUGAGUCAAGUCGCCAUUUAACCAGGUUUCACAGACCAUAGUAGACCACCACUGUCUCGAGCCGUGCCGGACCGGCGCUCUCCUCCACUGAGAACCUUAAGUGCUGGACAGUAAAAUGGUGCCCGUUUCUACAACAAGGCCAUGUCUUCUGAAAUGCCUUUUCAAGACGCACACAACUGAGUCGUAACUACUACACCACACGAUGCAGAUGCCCACUACUCUAUCCACUGUAGUAGCACAUAAUGACUCCAGUUGAUUCCCUUCGCCCCUCUGUCUCUUAAACCUCUGUGCUGAGCUCUUAGGCAGGCGCUCAGUUCUGCGGCGAUUUGGACAGUGGGAGAGUUUUUGUUUGCAACCGAUUGACACUUGCGACAUCUACUGAGGGCAACUGUAACUUUGGUUCAUCGAAAAUACCAGUGGACUUGUCUCAGUGGACAUGUUUUUAUCCCUCCUCUUUAUUAUGCUGUCACUCUGAACUCCUCUAGCCCUUAUGGACAACUCUGCGCAAGGACGCAGGGUUGAUUGUUCCGAGCUCACUAUAUCAGCAGGAGAUCCGUCUUCAUUGCACCUGCUGGGACUUUGGAGACGGCUUAAAAAGACACACAGGAGGGAGGGAGCGGUCCAAGAUUAGAACCAUGUGCAAUAUGUUUUCUUCUUCUGCUUUUCCUAGACUAUAGCACCCCCUGGAGUCCCCUGUGUGUCAUUACUAUGUAGUGCUGACUUUUCUUCUUCCCCCAUAUGUGCAAUUCUCACUGUACCAACAAUGUUGACAUCUAAUUGCUAACUGUGAAUUUGGGAGUUUGGGCAAUGCCCGCACUCUCUCCAAAUGUACAUUUUUUUCAUACCAAGGAAGGAAAGUUACAUUCAAAGAAGAUUCAUGCUUGACCAAGUUUCAUUCAUGUCAGAAUCUUAUAAAUUUAAUGUAAAAAUUUCAGCUGGCAGAUAUAUUCUGGUUCCAGUGUGUGCAACAAAUAUCUGUUUUAUAUUAUUUUGUCAGUUUUUAAAUGUUUUUAAUAGAGGCACUUCAUUUACAUGUUCUUAAAUGUUCCAGCUCAAUGAUUUGAUGCUUUUUAAAAACAGAAUACCAAGAGCUAGGCUCACCACAUUAUUAUCUCAUGCAUUUAUUUUCAGCAGAGUUUUUAAUGAUCUUUGCUCAUAAUGUGCAUUGUACUAUACACUUUACUUUUAUACUCAAGUCAUCAUAAGUUUUUGACCAAGCAAUAUGUGUUGUUUGUAGAGAAAAGGUUAAACUGCAGGUUUCCCCUAUCAUUUUUUUUUUUGUGUGUGUUUAUACACUACGCCUCACUUCAGGGUUUUCAUUUUCUUUUAUACUUUACUUUAGGAAAGCUUUAUUCAGGAGGACUUUUUCUGCAUUUCUCUUGACUACUCAACCUAAAAAAAACAAACAAAAAACCCUGCCUCUUUUGAACGCUCACCAA
Xiphias gladius (swordfish) is the source of this 3583-nucleotide messenger RNA. RefSeq names its product phosphatase and actin regulator 1-like. Bases 374 to 2185 code for a protein of 603 amino acids. The transcript is spliced from 12 exons. The record is from RefSeq and is a predicted model, not a curated record. Gene Ontology annotation, biological process: stress fiber assembly; cell motility. Lineage: Eukaryota; Metazoa; Chordata; Actinopteri; Istiophoriformes; Xiphiidae. Gene Ontology annotation, molecular function: actin binding.